Messenger RNA from Magnolia sinica, 1487 nucleotides. RefSeq names its product putative 12-oxophytodienoate reductase 11. NCBI's taxonomy places the organism in Eukaryota, Viridiplantae, Streptophyta, Magnoliopsida, Magnoliales, Magnoliaceae. Gene Ontology annotation, molecular function: FMN binding; oxidoreductase activity. The coding region runs from base 138 to 1238 and encodes 366 amino acids. The transcript has 5 exons. The record is from RefSeq and is a predicted model, not a curated record.
ACGCUUCUAACCGCCUUGACAUCUUUCGAUAGGGAGCGCUCUAUAUAAAUGUCUCUCCAGGGAAUGGGCAGGGGCAUUGAAACAUUUCAGUGUGGGAAAACACCCAAGGAAGAAAAAAGCUCCUUGUAAGAAAGAAGAUGUCUCAAAUUCCUCUCCUAACUCCUUACAAGAUGGGAAAAUUCCUUCUUUCUCACAGAGUAGUUUUGGCACCAUUGACGAGGCAAAGAUCUUAUGGAAAUGUCCCUCAACCACAUGCCAUCUUGUAUUACUCUCAAAGAACCAGCAAAGGGGGCCUUUUAAUAGCUGAAGCCACUGGUAUAUCUGACACAGCUCAAGGGUACCCCGAGACACCUGGAAUUUGGACAAAAGAGCAGGUGGAAGCCUGGAAACCUAUUGUGGAUGCUGUUCAUGAGAAGGGUGGUGUUUUCUUUUGCCAAAUUUGGCAUGUGGGGAGGGUUUCUAAUUACGGAUUUCAGCCCAACGGGCAAGCUCCCAUCUCCUCUACUGACAAGCCACUGACACCUCAGCUUCGUGCCAGUGGUGUCGAUGUUGCAGAGUUCUCACCUCCGCGGCGGUUAAGGACAGAUGAAAUUCCUCAAGUCGUCCACGAUUUUAGAGUUGCUGCUAGGAAUGCCAUCGAGGCAGGUUUUGAUGGAGUCGAGAUACAUGGAGCCCACGGCUACCUAAUUGAUCAGUUCCUGAAAGAUCAAGUUAAUGACAGAACCGACAAGUAUGGUGGAAGCUUAGAGAACCGUUGCCGUUUUGCUCUAGAAGUAGUUGAGGCCGUUGUUGAUGAGAUUGGAGCUGAUAAAGUCGGCAUCAGGCUCUCUCCCUUUGCCAAUUACAGCGAGUCUGGGGAUUCAAACCCAGAAGCCCUCGGCCUUUACAUGGCUGAAUCACUAAACAAGUAUGGAAUCCUCUAUUGCCACAUGGUCGAGCCGAGGAUGGUCACAGUAGGUGAGAAGUUCGAAACUCCCCACAGUCUCGGACCUAUGAGAAAGGCUUUCAAGGGGACUUUCAUAGCAGCCGGAGGCUAUGGCAGAGAAGAUGGGAACAAAACUAUUGCUAGCUCUUAUGCAGACCUAGUUGCUUAUGGCCGCUUGUUCUUGGCUAACCCUGAUUUGCCUAGGAGAUUUGAGCUUAAUGCGCCUCUUAACAAAUACGAUAGAAACACUUUCUAUUCACUAGAUCCGGUUGUGGGGUACACCGACUACCCUUUUCUUGAAUCUACAGCCUAGAUUUUCAUUUAUGUGAGAUAAAGGAGAGCUGCAUUAUUGUUUUCCAACAUUUCUUCCAGAAGGUUGGAUUUAAAGUAGUUGUGUUUUAGAUGAUAUGAUGUUCGAGAUUGUUUGUAUUAAUGUUUCUGUGAUAUGAUAUUGGGGUCGUAUGUAAUACAGUUUCUGUGAACUUAUCUUAUAAUACUUUGCAUUUGCCUAUAUGAUUCAUGUUACAUGCAACAAUGAAAUCCUUAGCAGUUUUAUGGUGCA